GAUGAUGCACGUGAACCCUACUGCUGCUCCAGGAGAGGAGCGGACUGAGGCCGGUACCGUCCGGACCUCCCGGUCCACUGAGGCUCGCCUUUAGGCGGCUUCCUGUGGAGGCUAACCGGCCGGCCGACAGCAGAAGCUCCGCGGGCCGGCCAUGGCAGCUGGUGCGGGCGUCCUGACUGAGCGGCCCCACUCCGUCAGGGCGACCGGGGGAGAGGAGAUCACCGCAGACAUGGAGGCAGCCAGCAGCCGAGUCCCCACCGCCAAGUACACCAAGAUGGGGGAGACACUGAGACACGUGAUCCCUGGUCCCAUGCAGUGCUCCAUGGCGUGUGGCGGCAGGGCCUGUAAAUACGAGAACCCGUCGCGCUGGAGGGAUGAGGAGCAGGUCAUCAAAGGCCUCUACUCCUCCUGGAUUACCGACAACCUGCUCGCCAUGGCGAGGCCGUCCUCUGAAACAAUAGAGAAGUAUCAGCUGAUCCAGCAAUUCCAAAGGUGCGGCCUGAAGACCGUCAUUAACCUGCAGAGACCCGGAGAGCACGCCAGCUGUGGCUACCCGCUGGAACAGGAGAGUGGAUUUGCCAGUCCUCAGUCUGCUUGCCUUGCUGUUUCAGUCUAUUACUAUAACUUUGGGUGGAAGGACUACGGCGUGGCGUCUCUGACCACCAUCCUAGACAUGGUGAAGGUGAUGUCGUUUGCUGUCCAGGAAGGAAAGAUGGCCGUCCACUGCCAUGCUGGCCUCGGCAGAACCGGCGUGCUGCUGGCCUGUUAUCUGGUCUUCACAACCCGGAUGACGGCGGAUCAAGCCAUCCUCUUCGUCCGAGCCAAAAGACCCAACUCCAUCCAGACCAGAGGCCAGCUGCUGUGCGUACGCGAGUUCGCCCAGUUCCUGCUCCCUCUGAGAAGCGUGUUCUCCUGUGCAGAACCCAAAGCCAGCGCCGUCACUCUGUCCCAGUACCUGACCCGGCAGCGCCACCUGCUCCACGGCUACGAGGCGCGGCAGCUUAAGAACGUCCCCAAGAUUGUGCAGCUGGUGUGCCGCCUCCUGGUGGACAUCGCAGCCAACAGACAGGUGGUGGUAGAGGAGGAGCAGCUGGAGAUCCCUGACCUCACUGCCGAGGUGGAGAAGACGGUGUCCCAGCAGGCCCUUCAGCAGCUGGGCCAGGAGAUGAUGGGGAAAGGCAUCCCUGUGCGACCCAGUUCACCGUCAACACUCAGCGUCCCGGAAUCCUCACGGGAUCAGCCGCUGGUCAGUGAUAACGAGCUGGACCCUUUGUGGAGGCAGCAGAAUCUGGGCAGCCCUCAGAGGUCUCUGUCCGGCCGCAGAACUCUGAGCGACUCUCUGCUGAACGGCCGUGGCCCCGACCAGGACCAGGCAGACCGCCUUAGUAAACCAAUCAGCUGCCUGCUGAGACACUGGCUGUCUCACAGUAACCUCACCACCUGGGACCCGUCCAGCUGCUGCUCCCUCUCUACCUUGGACAGAAUGGGUAGGACAGGAGCCGACCCGGCCGUGGGACGCUGCGUCUCCCAUAAGAGGCAUCACAGUUUAAGUUUGCUGCUGUCAGAGCUGGGAAAGCAGUCUUACUGCGAUGCCGCUCCACCUCCCGUUUCUCUCCAGAGCAGCCUAGAAGCCACGGCAGGCGACGCAGGCGGAGAGCUUUCUACAGAGAACAGACGCCUGGCAGUGGCCAAAGCUCUGGCUCUGGACCCCACUGAGAGGCCACCAGAGGUGUCCGCCAGGGUUUCCAUGUGGCAGGUGGAGCUGAACUCCAGAGAGGGGGCCUGGGAGAGGCUGUGCAAUGAAACAGAUCCAGUGGUCCUCGGCAGCCUGAUGUGGUCCUGGCUGGAGCAGCUCAGGGAUCCCGUCCUCAGCCAGCAGGACGUCCAGAACCUGAGAGACAACAGCGUGGAUCCUCAGAGCGCCAUCAGCUCCCUGGAGAAGGGCCGCAGGAUGACUCUGCUGUGUGUGCUUAGCUGUGCCGCUCGCCUGCUGCCCCUCCCUGAUCACCUGCUGCUGGAUCUUCUCACCCGAACCAUCGGAGCGUUCACCAAGACGGAUCCAGCCUCGGAGCAGAACCAGUCUUUGUACGGAGCGCUGAGGGCAGUGCUGACUCCCUUCCUUUAUUCUCUGCGUGACGGAGCUGUGGAGAUGACCGAAGACCCCUGAUGGGAACGGACCCGGCGGAUGGCGUCCCCGACCAUCAGAUGUUUUCUACUGACCGUACUGAUGCUCUGCUGUGUCUUAUUAUUUAUUGAGUUCCUGUCUUUUAAACAAGGAGCCGUCUGAACGGCGUGUUCUGUUCCGCAUCUCACCAUCAUUUCUGUUGGGUGUGUGUGUGUGGGGGGGGAUUAAUCAGUCAGUCAACACUCAUUUUCUAUUCUCUCUAAAAGUUGCUUCACAGAGAAAUAAACGACUCUGAUGUCUGGAAUGUCCGGCCUGGUU
Messenger RNA from Cyprinodon variegatus (sheepshead minnow), 2443 nucleotides. It is a transcript of the gene ptpdc1a, whose product is annotated as protein tyrosine phosphatase domain-containing protein 1-like. The transcript is spliced from 11 exons. Gene Ontology annotation, molecular function: protein tyrosine/serine/threonine phosphatase activity. The record is from RefSeq and is a predicted model, not a curated record. Bases 152 to 2167 code for a protein of 671 amino acids. Gene Ontology annotation, biological process: cilium assembly; protein dephosphorylation. Lineage: Eukaryota; Metazoa; Chordata; Actinopteri; Cyprinodontiformes; Cyprinodontidae.